AUCAGUACCCGUGGCUCGCGGCAUGAACGACAUUUGGGAACAUAGUUAUUUGACAUUUUUACGUGAACGGGGCUCAAGACGAGAGUGUUAUUCCAGCGAUAUGAUUAUGAUACCAUUAUGUUGCAUCAGUCAGCGUGAUUUGCUAUGGUGAUACUACAAGCUAACCCCAAGCUAGCAGAGGGAUUGUUUUGGGAGAUACCCUUUUGAAAAAAUCAUACGCUGACACAUGAAUUAGAGACUUUUUGUGAAUUUUCAUCAAGCUGGAACACAAAGGGGAAUGUCUAAUCAAGGAGUUAGGAGAAAUGGCCCAGUAAAGCUGCGGUUGACAGUCCUUUGUGCAAAGAACCUGGCAAAGAAAGACUUCUUCCGGUUGCCAGAUCCCUUUGCCAAAGUGGUGGUGGACGGUUCAGGACAAUGCCACUCUACAGAUACUGUGAGAAAUACGCUGGACCCAAAGUGGAAUCAACAUUAUGAUCUAUAUAUUGGAAAGGCAGACUCCAUCACCAUCAGUGUAUGGAACCACAAGAAGAUCCACAAAAAGCAGGGCGCAGGUUUCCUGGGCUGUGUCCGCCUCUUGUCCAGUGCCAUCAACAGGCUGAAAGACACUGGCUAUCAGAGACUGGACCUGAAUAAACUGGGCCCCAAUGACAAUGACACUGUGAGAGGGCAGAUAGUAGUAAGUCUUCAGUCCAGGGAUCGCAUCGGGACAGGAGGGCCAGUGGUGGACUGCAGUCGUCUGUUCGACAAUGAUUUGCCUGAUGGCUGGGAAGAGAGGAGGACAGCUUCUGGAAGGAUACAGUACCUGAAUCACAUCACACGUACUACACAAUGGGAGAGACCUACCAGGCCAGCGUCAGAGUAUUCCAGCCCAUCAGGGCGUCCGCUGAGCUGCGUGGUGGACGAGAACACACCAGUGAUGACUCCCGUUAAUGGGGCAGUGGCCAGCGGCCCGCCAGGCGAACAGCGGAUCCAGGAGAGACGGGUUAGAUCACAGCGGCAUCGUAACUACAUGAGUCGGACACACCUGCAUACGCCACCUGACCUGCCUGAGGGUUAUGAGCAAAGAACAACUCAGCAGGGCCAGGUCUACUUCCUCCACACGCAGACUGGAGUCAGCACUUGGCAUGACCCCCGGGUACCCAGGGACUUAAGCAAUGUGAACUGUGAGGAGCUUGGCCCACUGCCACCAGGCUGGGAGAUCAGAAACACAGCCACUGGCCGUGUCUACUUUGUCGACCACAACAAUCGAACAACACAGUUCACAGACCCGCGACUGUCUGCUAACCUGCAUCUUGUACUCAACCCAAGUCCAAAUGGUUCCCGUGUGGCCAUGGACAGCCAAAACACUAACCUCAGUCAUCCGACGCAGUUGAAGGACCAGGGUGGUCCUGGGGGCCCCCAGCAAGCUCUGUCACCAGCCCAGUUACCUGAAGAAGCAGAGUGCCUGACGGUGCCAAAAUACAAGAGAGAUCUGGUGCAGAAGCUGAAGAUCCUGCGGCAGGAACUGUCUCAGCAACAACCCCAGGCUGGUCACUGCCGUAUCGAGGUCUGCCGUGAGGAGAUUUUCGAGGAGUCGUACCGACAGGUGAUGAAGAUGCGUCCAAAGGAUCUCUGGAAAAGACUGAUGAUCAAAUUCAGAGGAGAGGAGGGACUGGACUAUGGUGGGGUAGCAAGGGAAUGGUUGUACCUGCUGUCCCAUGAGAUGCUGAACCCGUACUACGGCCUGUUCCAGUACUCCAGAGAUGACAUCUACACUCUACAGAUUAAUCCCGACUCUGCUGUCAACCCGGAGCACCUGUCGUACUUCCACUUUGUGGGUCGUAUCAUGGGAAUGGCGGUGUUCCACGGCCACUACAUUGACGGGGGCUUCACUCUGCCCUUCUACAAACAGCUGCUGGGAAAACCGAUCACGCUGGACGAUAUGGAGUCUGUCGACCCUGACCUCCACAACAGCCUCGUCUGGAUUCUGGACAAUGACAUCACUGGUGUCCUGGACCACACUUUCUGUGUAGAGCACAACGCCUACGGAGAAAUCAUCCAACAUGAACUGAAACCCAACGGCAAGAGUAUUCCUGUCACAGAGGACACCAAGAAGGAGUAUGUUAGGUUGUAUGUGAACUGGCGUUUCCUGCAUGGCAUCGAGGCUCAGUUUCUGGCCUUGCAGAAAGGCUUCAAUGAGGUUAUUCCUGAACACCUUCUCAAAGCCUUUGACGAGAAGGAACUGGAGCUGAUAGUGUGUGGCCUGGGAAAGAUCGACAUCUCAGACUGGAAGUCCAACACCCGUCUGAAGCACUGCACCCCUGACAGCAACAUAGUCAAGUGGUUUUGGAAAGCGGUGGAGUCGUUUGACGAGGAGAGGAGGGCCCGACUACUGCAGUUUGUUACUGGCUCAUCCAGAGUCCCACUGCAAGGCUUCAAGGCUUUGCAGGGUGCUGCAGGGCCCAGACUCUUCACCAUUCAUCAGAUCGAUGCCAACACCAACAAUUUGCCCAAAGCCCAUACCUGCUUCAAUCGGAUUGACAUUCCGCCCUACGAGAGCUACGACAAGCUGUACGAUAAGCUGCUGACGGCGAUCGAGGAGACCUGUGGCUUCGCUGUGGAAUGAGAGACACAUUGUGUGCAGGACUCUGAUAGAUCAUUAUUGUAUGUGUGACAUGCCGAUGGGCGCACUCAGAGCCUGAUUUGUACGUCUUUGACCAGCCUGCAGUCUUCCUCUUCUCUCACCGCUCUCCAAAUUCUUCUCUUAUCGAUAUCUGUUUGAACAGCUGCUAGAGAGUCAGCCCAUCCUUUUUUUUUUUUCCUUUUUUGUUAUGUUGUAGUCAUGUGAAAUCAAAUUAGGAGCUGUUAUGAGCUGCAGCAUUUCUUUAAACAAUUUUGUUUUUUAUCAUUUUGAGUGGGCAGUUUUGUUAUUGUUUUGUCUUUUGUCGAUUUCCUUGGCAGUCAGAAAAAGAAAAGGUGAAAAGACCUGUAAUGCCUGGUCAUCUCACUUUGAAUCUAAUCGAAUCAGGAGGCGGUUUAUCAACACAGUUCAGUAUCUUGCAAAAGUGUUUCUUUUAAAAAAAAAAAUUAUCCAGAGGGAUUUGAGAACAGUGAGUC
Molecule: messenger RNA, 3096 nt
Organism: Seriola dumerili (greater amberjack)
Lineage: Eukaryota; Metazoa; Chordata; Actinopteri; Carangiformes; Carangidae
Product: E3 ubiquitin-protein ligase SMURF2-like
Exons: 20
Coding region: 278-2605 (775 amino acids)
Biological process (GO): ubiquitin-dependent protein catabolic process; negative regulation of BMP signaling pathway
Molecular function (GO): protein binding; ubiquitin protein ligase activity
Source: RefSeq, a predicted model, not a curated record